This is a messenger RNA of Perkinsus marinus ATCC 50983, 1383 nucleotides long. RefSeq lists its product as hypothetical. The transcript has 2 exons. Bases 1 to 1383 code for a protein of 460 amino acids. Gene Ontology annotation, biological process: lipid metabolic process. The record is from RefSeq and is a predicted model, not a curated record. NCBI's taxonomy places the organism in Eukaryota, Perkinsozoa, Perkinsida, Perkinsidae.
AUGACCUUUCUCAAAUCUGAGCGUCCUUCUCAUACCCCUAGCACCGCCGAUGCGUGUAUAAAGGGAGUUGCUAACACCCCCACUACUACUCCCUUAUCCCCUACUAACUCGGAGAUAUCAUUCAAGAGUGCAGUGGCCUCCUUAGACGAGCCCUCCUCCCCAUCGAGUAGCAGUACCACAUCAUUAUCAUCCUCCGAGCCGUCAUGGGCAGACACGGUCGUCAGGAGCAUCUUCCAACCACUUGAUCAACUAAUGAAGGCAGCGGAUGCCAAGACCCGUGCCGCCCGCGAGACGGCUGCGCAAGCUCGUGAGUUCCGGGAUAUCUGGCGGAGGAUCUUCGAGAGAUCAGACCUAGGCUCCCUUUCCAAAGUGGAAGUAUUAUCUAGAUUCAGAGAGGCCUGCCAGUCAUGCGAUAUAUCACUUGAUCAUGUAUACGACAACCUACCCCACAUAGAGCUGCCCGACCCCAAUUUGAUCCUCCGCUAUCUCCGAGCUAUCCAAGUGGCCUAUGGCGCCUUUGGUAAGGCCAAGAGGGCGGAGUGCGCCCUUCAUGCUGAGUACAUCCUCCGUUAUUGCCCUGAGGUGGCCCAUGUCGUCUUCAUUUCGAAGUUCUCUGCUCAGAACAGGCCGGUGUUCUAUGUACUACAUACAUCUAGUAAUAAUGUUGUUGUAGUAGUGCGUGGCACCAAGAGCAUAGCUGAUGCCGUUACGGACUCCUUCUGUGAUACGGCUCGGUUUACGGACUCUCCGGUAGACGAAGGCUAUGAGGUCCACAGGGGGAUGGGUAUUUCCGCUAAUUACGUGGCCCGUACUGCCAUGCCUUAUGUUUUGGAGGCUCUUGAGAAGUGGAAGUGUGAUAGACUGAUUUUAUUAGGUCACUCUCUGGGAGCAGGGACGGCCAUUCUAACGAGUGUAUUGUUGGCUAGAGCACUCACUGUGAAAGUCGAUUGUUACACAUUCGGGUGUCCCCCAGUUGCUACCAAGAGAGAUCUCCCUUGCCCUAGUAACCUCUCAAUGACUACCUUUGUGAAUGAGGAUGAUAUUGUCGCUCGACUGUCCCUGCUGGGGAUCGAUGAGGUUCUGAACGCUAUCAACCCCAAGGAGAGGGCUAUGGCCCCUCGAGCGUAUAUACCCAGUACUGUGUACUUGCUCAAGGAAGCCGACGACGGCACUGUAACGGUGUAUAGGACUGAUGGGGCGUGCCCUGCCCUCAGCGCUGAGGUGAUGCUGUACUAUUGUAUGCAGAUCAGUGGGAACAGGCAGAUGGCGUUGAAGAGCCUGAAUGAUCACGCCACGGUGGAGUAUGAGAAGAAGAUAUCCGCGUUGGUUCGUAGUGCUGACGAAGCAUGGCAAGGUGGCUUCGCUCGAUUUAAUGACACAUAG